Aureobasidium pullulans EXF-150 is the source of this 828-nucleotide messenger RNA. RefSeq lists its product as uncharacterized. The transcript is spliced from 3 exons. The record is from RefSeq and is a predicted model, not a curated record. The coding region runs from base 1 to 828 and encodes 275 amino acids. NCBI's taxonomy places the organism in Eukaryota, Fungi, Ascomycota, Dothideomycetes, Dothideales, Saccotheciaceae.
AUGACAAGCCAAAUCCCUUUGUCCAACAUCUCAACGCAGAAUGUCCUUCCGAAAGACACGCAUGGCUACCCAGAGCUUGCAAAGGUCAUGGGUGCCUAUAGAGGCAUGUCAAUCUACCUCCGCUUCGCAGACCUCAACGCUCGAGAUUUGCUAGUAUACCAAGCAGAGAUACUCCAGCUGGAACAACAACUCGAAGUAUAUGACCAAAUAGUUCCAUGGAGCAAGACCAAUAUUCUAAAGCCACUGACUGAGCAAAGAACGGACAUGGAGCAGGAGCACUGGAAUGCACAGAUGGGCUUACGGUCUAAACUGAAGGAUUACAACGAAACACUACUACGACAAGCAAAGAUCCAAGAACUCCAACAACCAAGUCCAUAUGACCUCAACAUUCUGACCCGCUGGCUAGAACACGAAAAGGGCGGCAACAACUUUUUGAAUGGCUUCGAAGACCUUCCAUGGACGGAAGAAAGAUCAUCAGACCUCAUAGCGCUGUCAAAGCGCGACCAAGAUCACCUCACAACAUGGACAGCCGAAAAUCUAGUCCCUUGGUUCUUCCGCAGGGGCAUAACAUCAAGGCAACCCCUCCCAGGCCAAGAAGAACUAGGCCUAACCCACCACUCCGACACCACCUACACAAAAACCUCCCGCCUAAUCUCCAUCCUGACAUCCUCUCUAAUUCCCUCCCUGGCAAUCCUAAUCCUUUACUUCAUACACAACCUCCUCGCACGCAUAUUCGUCGCCAUGGGAUUGAGUUUCCUGUUUUCGGUGGCUCUGGCAUUGUUGACGCAGGCGAGGGCGGCGGAGAUAUUCGCAAGUACUGCUGCGUGA